AAUCUUUUCAUCCCUAGAAGUGUUAGAACAAUUACUAUGUGAAAGUGCAAGUGCCUGAGACGAAUUGCUACUCGAGUACAUCCUCCCUACUCAAACGCUCGAGGCACAUUGCAGCUCAGCCAGCAGCUACCAACUCACUGAUUCACAACCCAACAGCCACAGCCACAACUCAGCUUUGUCAAAUCGAAGCCUGAAAUCUAUAUACUACGAGUACUUACUCUAUCCCUACUCUAUCCCAAUUCUAUGCCACUAUUCACCCCUCGGAGAAAAUAAGCUACAACCUUUUUAGCAUCAACGCUAGCACUCAGCUGAACCUGAUACGAUUCUCUUGCAUACCCCUCCACUAUCAACCCCUCUAUUGCUUUCUUGCAUCAUCUCACGAAAUCUGUCCCUCCAUCCCCCCCAAACGUCAGCUCUCACUGGCUCACUGUCCUUGAAACGUCGUCUUGGCGAUCCCAGGGUCCAAGUUCAGGCUUGGCGCACGACAGACCAAGAACAGAUCCAUUCCAUCCCACCUAGAGAACCCUCUCCUGAUUCCACACACAAAGCUUGGGAAUAGCUUCAACUACUUCCAUUACAAACAAGACCGCAAAGAUGCCGUCGUUCAGUGCAUCCACAGCGAUUAUCACCAUCGCUAUCGUCCUCCUCCUCGCCAGACCGGCUCACGCAUUUGGAGCGGGUAACAUUGGAUCUACCUCCAAAGUGGAAGGACAAAACUGUACGUGGAAAUUCUGAUCUGCCGGAAAUCCAGCCGAUGCUAACGUGAUACGGUUGCAGGGCGCCAUGGAGAUAUCGAGGAUACCCUAUUGAAGUUGAUGAUGGCGAGAGCCGCUGGCGGCAAGAAGUUCUCCAAGAUGAUGGUCUCCCGUGUAUACUUUGGAAACUGGCUCAGAGAUUAUUGUAAGAUCUUCUUCUUGACCCACUAUCAGUCAUGUAAAACGUUGGCAAUCCAGCCUGGAGAUGUUGGUCCCAGUCUGUUGCCUGGAAGCUUUGGGCGAAGCUAAUAUCGCGGGGUUCUUUUACCCCUCACUUGACAUCGUCCGAAGCUUUCAAAUGCCCGGGAAUAACACGGCAUCAAUUAUACAUCACAAACUAUGAUUUAUGCUCUCAAGCUCCUGGAGACAUCGUAUCUCCCAAUUCCAAAAUAAUACUAACUUCUAUUUUCAACAGCCCAGGCAAUCGAUGUGGGUACCGUCAAAUAUGUUAGUGCCGAAGCCAUCCGAAUUCUCCUAUGGGUUUUGGGUUUUAUGACCUUUGGAUUUGGUACAAAGGAAUUCGAGGUGACUUCAGACCGACUUGGAUGCUACCGUCCCGAAGAUCACAUCGAUAACCCUAAGGAUUAUGCCGACAAUAUUGAUGCCACGCAAUAUGAUAGAAGACUACGUGGUCCAGUCGACGAAAGUGUGGAAUUGGCCAUUGACCCAGAGACCGGAUUGAAGAAUUAUAUCGCCAAUGAGCGCGCUGGCAUCAUGACCUCUGCUGAACAUGUUCGAAAACUCUUUACCGAAUGUAUUCGUCUCGGCAGAAGCUAUGGUAGAAGUAACAACAAGGAUGAGUUAUAUGAAGCCCUUCGAUUGUUGGGUACCGGACUCCAUUGUCUGGAAGGUAAGUAAUUAUCAGAAUUGAGUAUCAAGAUUCUGCUGACCAUUCCUAGACUAUUCAGCUCACAGCAACUACAUUGAGCUUGCUCUCAUCGAAAUGGGCGAGAAUGAUGUCUUUCCCCAUGUCGGUAGCAACACUGAAAUCCGUCUUCGAGGUGCACGAAAAUCUGUUUAUCCUUUGAUUACUGUACGUGUUGCUUUCAUGAAAUCAAAUCUUUUAUUGAGCACUGAAUUCUGACUAUACUUAAUAGGGUACCUUUGGUGGUGUCGACUUUCUUCACUCUGUCUGCGGAGAAAUUAACGACAAGGCAACUCAAUCCGAAAUUGAAAGUCUCGAGGGCACAAUGCAACAAAGUGGAAACUCUGAUACCAGCGCUCUCAAGGAUCUUUUGAGCUCUAUUCCAAGUGGUAUUUUUGGCGACAAGGACCCUGCUGACAAGGCCGACGAGCUUCAAGACAGUGCCACGGCUGCUCAAAUGAACCAAGUCCGAGUCUCCCCACGAGAGCCCGAGGAGUUCACACAACAGAUGCUAGAGGUUCAACGCCAAAUUUACCCAAUCAUUGAAUGGCACGAUGAUAUCAUGCAUUCCAUCCAAGAAGCUAUUGCAGAAAUUCCCGUCUUGCCAGAGUUGAUUGAGCAAGUUGAGGAGCAAAUCAGUAUCUUUGUAUUCUCUCUUCUUGCGCCAUUUGUUCUUCCUAUCAUUAGCCAGAUCAAGAAUGAGUUGAACACUGGUUCUUCCGAGAUCAUUCAAAGCAGUAAGGACAAACAGCUCAUCGUCUUCAGUGACGACGACUGCUCCGACCCCACUCACUCCAUGUUGUCAAAGGACCAUUUCUCAAACGUAAGCUCAAAAUUUCCAAUCCUUAGCGAGCAAAAACUUACUUCAAUAGAUUCUCAAUGAGGCAGGAGGAAAGAUUGCAUCAUCAGUCCUUACCUGGGUCGUUCCCCAAUUGAUGGCCUGCUGGGACGAUGACAACAUUGACGUCGAACGCACCCUAAACCGUAUCAUAAACGGUGUAUUCCAUCACCCUGCUCUUCGCGAUCAAGGCGAGGAUGGAGCUGUUGAUGGUAGACGCGCUAUGUUCGGCGUUGUUGAAGAAUGGUGGAACCAAAUGGAUGGACGUGAGCAAGAUGAUUACCGACGAAAGCUUACCCGUGAUGGUGUCAUGAAUGGUGAGAACCACAAGGAGGGUGUUCACGAUCAUGGACACGGAUGUGGAGGACCUCUUAAGAUGCACAAAGUUGGCGGUGGUCAAGGAGGACCUGCUGGUGAUAUCCUCGGUGGCAUCGCCGCUGCUGUUUCUGGAGGCAAGUCAGGUGGCGGUGGAGGUGGAGGUGGUCGCAACGAGCAAUUUGGUAAAUUUGCUGGUGAGGCUGCUGGUGGUGGAGCCAUUGGUGGAAUCGUUGGUGCGAUUGCUGGAGGAGUUCUUGGAGACGUUCUAGGCGAUGAUGGCGAGAAGAAGACUUAUGGUUCCUCUGGCUAUGAUUCUCAAGGCGGCUAUCAACAGAAGGUUACCCAGGUCUCACACUCUGGUGGCCAAUACGGUCAGAGUCAGUACUCUGAGACCUCAUACGGAGAUGGUGGUCGCAGACAGGAAUACUCGAGCUAUGAACAAUCUGAUCAUAGCGGCACGGGAUACCAACAGCGAACUGAGACUCGCCCUAGCUACGGAGGAGGCUAUGAGCAGCGACAAGAGACUUCUACUUAUGGUGAAUCACAGAGCUACGGUGAGGGACGCAGAGGAAGCAACGAGAGGCAGGAGGGAUAUGGUGGUGGUGGAUAUGGAGGGGGUCGUGAAGAGAGUAGUUAUGGAGGCGGAAACGACAGCUAUGGAGGAAGUAGACAAGAGAGUAGCUAUGGAGGCCGACAAGAAAGCAGCUAUGGGGGUGGAAACGACAGCUAUGGAGGAGGGCGUCAAGAGAAUAGCUAUGGAGGCCGACAAGAAAGCAGCUAUGGGGGUGGAAACGAUAGCUAUGGAGGAGGCCGCCAGGAGAGCGGAUACGGAAGUCAACAACGUCGUGAUAGUCGGGAACGCCGAGAUGAGGAUGAAAACCCUAUUGCGGAGGGCAUUUCGAACCUCAUUGGUGGGUUCUUGGGGAAGAAGGGUAACGAUAAUGAGAGACGUGGAUGGUAAAGGGUGAAUAGGGGAGAGUGCGAGAUUUUGAU
Molecule: messenger RNA, 3769 nt
Organism: Hymenoscyphus albidus
Lineage: Eukaryota; Fungi; Ascomycota; Leotiomycetes; Helotiales; Helotiaceae
Source: the annotation of a GenBank genome assembly